Molecule: messenger RNA, 939 nt
Organism: Soboliphyme baturini
Lineage: Eukaryota; Metazoa; Nematoda; Enoplea; Dioctophymatida; Soboliphymatidae
Source: the annotation of a GenBank genome assembly
AUGCGCGUUUCCCACAGCAAUGAAUCUGUGGACGUGGUCGUCGCAUCUCGAUGUGGUUGGUGCGAACGAUGCACCAGCGACGAUCAUCAUUGGCACCAGCACCAGCACCAGCCUCAGUAUCAGCAUCAGCAUCGGAUCAGCGCAUCGAUGAGCAAUCUGCAAACGGUUUGUUCGUGUGACUGUAAGGUCGCUGUAUCGGAAACUCGGAAACUCGGAGGUCAGUGGUGCGACGGGCCGUCAGAUGACGAUCGGACGACAUGGCGACUACCAGACCCGGAGAAGCUAUCGAAGAGUCAUGGCCGCGGAGAUGACAGCGCAGGUAAAGGCUUCACGCGGUCACUCGGAAGGUACGCGAGGAAACUGAAAUCGCAGCUGUUGCGAGCCGCCAACGCCACUGCCGGAAGGGAUUCGUUUCGCAGCCUUUCUGCACUGCCGAGCACUGAUAUUGACGGCCAGACGGCAACUGCCAAUCGGUUGCCGGUGCCAGUGCCGGUGCCCGUGCCGGUGCCCGUGGCCGUGGCCGUGCCUAUGGCCGUGCCCAUGGCCGUUGCGCAGCCCGCAGCACCAACGACGGCGACUGCACAGCCAGCGAUAUUAUACCAGCCAGUGAGGGUACCGGCGAGUAGUGCCUCGUCGCCAAACGGACAUGAAGCGAUGACCUUUGACCAUGCUGACCGUCCUCAGCGACCUGCCGCGGACAUCAUUGGCGGCAAGACGAAGAUCACAUGUCGCGCGACGGCCGGCAUGACCACCGUGCAACGUUUGAAGUGCUGGAAAGCAAGACUUCCCAUGAUGCGCAAACAACGGCCGGACAAAAAAGGUCAGUUUUUCAGCGCCCAGCAAGAAACCGCCUCCUCAACCACUUGUCGCGCAUCGACCACCACUUGCAGCGCCGUCGCAGUAGGUACGGUUGUUUUCAGCUUUCAAGAAAUUCUCUGA